CUUUUACUUAUCAAGACACAACGCGCAUUGGCAAUCGUGUGUUUUCAUUCCAAUCCAAUUCAAGGUUAUUAUCCCCCCGGUCGAUCACGGUUUGUCUGUGCUCUUGCCUAGUGCUUCUUAUUAGCUUCCUUCGCCCCAUCGCGCUUUGUUGUGGUGUGCGCCCACACUACCGAUUUGUGGUGACGUCUUAUCCCUCGACGUUACCAGAGCGGCCAGACGCGCCUGCAACGUGGCGCCGCAUCUUACUCGACUGGACUUUCUCCUGUCCACCCCCCAUCUCUCCUGCCCCUCUUCCAUCUUCUAGCGAACCAUCUCUGUCUGAGGUGAAUUUCAUCAUGGUGCGAUCCCUGCCCAAGAAGAACAACCCUCUCAUCCAGACGGAUGGAGGCCCGGCCUAUGAAGAACUUUUGAUGCGCCGCCGUCUGGGAAAGACCAAUCUCGCCGUCAAGGCGACCCAGAUUGGCACGUCCAAUGCGACCAGACCGGAAAACCUGGGUCCGUUCGAAUAUGCCCAUCUGCGCGCCCCGUUACCCAAAGACCUCAAGGGUUCGGAGAUUUUCCCGUCCCAUGCGCCAGCGCAACAUCCGGAGACUUAUUUCUUGAUGCGACGUAGUAAGGAUGGGUUUGUCAGUGCGACUGGCAUGUUCAAGAUUGCCUUCCCUUGGGCCAAGCUCGACGAAGAGCGCUCCGAACGGGAAUACCUGAAAGCGAAGGAGGGAACUAGCGAAGAUGAGGUUGCCGGCAAUGUGUGGAUCUCACCCAUUCUCGCCCUGGAGCUCGCAAAAGAAUACAAAAUGUACGACUGGGUCCGCGCGCUUCUGGACCCGGCCGAAAUCGUCCAGAGCCCAUCGAGCCAGAAGAAGCUGAUCACGCCCCCGCCGCGGUUCGACCUUCCCCCCAUUGAUGCCCCCGUACAGUUCUCCGUGGCCCGUUCCCGGACCCGCCGUUCGGCCUCGCCCAGCAAGUACGUGGGUUCGCCGCGGAAGUCCCGUCAGACCAAGGCCCAGAAGGAGGCCAGUGCGGCGGCAACGAGUGAAGCCAACGCCAACCUUCAAUCGUCGUUGGAUAUGACUGCGUCGACCGCUGACUCUGAAUCGUUGAACGGCAUUCUCCCUAGCGUGGAGGAUGUGGAAGAAAAGACAACCGCGAGCCCCAAGAAGUCGGCCCAGUCGAAGUCCAAGAAGAGCAACUGCUCUCGCGCCAAGCGGGAAGCUGUGAACACGGAAGACCAAACCGAAAGUGAGAAGACGUCUGAGAGUGUCCGGGUGGAAGUGGAAAACCCGGCCGAUGGCGAGAUCCCUGUUCGCACCACUCAGACGACAGUCCCCAUCGACAUGCCCAUCACCCUUCCCGAAGCCCCGUCGGCGGCCGAAACGGAGAAGAUGAUCGCAGAGGCCAAGCAGAUGGUGCAAGAAGUCGUUGAUGCCCAUGCUGAAGAUAAGGCCACCGGUGAACCGUCGUCGGCCAAGGCGGGUAAGGUUGUGAAGAAGCGCAAGCCGGAAGAUUUGAGCGACGACGAGGAGGACGAGGAAGCCAAAACCUUACGGACCAAACGGGCGAGGGUGUUGGAGGAUAAGCUUAAGCGUGAACGCGUCAGGAAUCGUGCGCUUGUCGGAGUCACCGCUGCCUUUGCUUUUGCUGCUUCGAUCCCCUACUUUUUCUAGAUGCGAAACGAGAAUCCGGCAACGGUAUACGUCUGCUGGCUGGAUGACCCCACAGAGGCCGACCUUCACCUACAGCGUUUCGCCGUCGCCGCUCAUUCUUGCCAAAACCCCCAUUGUUCUGAAUUAUGCCCAUGCCCUUACUCCAGCCACUCUCCGCCCUUUGCUACUUCCAUUACUUUUCGUUCGAUCCCCUCAUUCUUCAUGUAUCGUAUUGACUCAUAUCGCUGUUUAUUAUCAUUGACGAUGCACCCUUCCUUGCCGACAGUACGGAGUAGGAAGGGUGUCGGUGUCUCGGGGUUGGUCGGUGGAUUGGAGGUUGAGAUAGGUUGUCCGGAGCCGUUCAUUGCUUCUUUGUGCUCCUUUCCUGUGUGACAUUUCCUAUUAUUUUCCUGGAUACCUGGUAUACUUUUAUAAUCCUAUUGCCUAUUAUCUAUUGAUCUGGUGUCGGAUGGAUUGUGGGACGGAGUAAAUACAGAAUUGCCAGGUUGCUUAUUAUA
Aspergillus campestris IBT 28561 is the source of this 2161-nucleotide messenger RNA. Its product is annotated as KilA-N domain-containing protein. The transcript has 5 exons. Gene Ontology annotation, cellular component: nuclear membrane complex Bqt3-Bqt4. Gene Ontology annotation, molecular function: DNA binding. Gene Ontology annotation, biological process: meiotic attachment of telomere to nuclear envelope; mitotic telomere tethering at nuclear periphery. The coding region runs from base 336 to 1664 and encodes 442 amino acids. Lineage: Eukaryota; Fungi; Ascomycota; Eurotiomycetes; Eurotiales; Aspergillaceae. The record is from RefSeq and is a predicted model, not a curated record.